UCCUCUCAUUCAUGCAGAGUGUAACGCAGUCACCGCCGACAGCUAGGCCGUGUCACAUCCUCGUCAAAACAGAAAGCUCAGCUCUCUCUGACUGACCGAAAGGGUUGUGACCCUGUGCAGUAGAAGCCACCAUGGCAGAAGCUCACCAGGCGGUGGCCUUCCAGUUCAGUGUUUCCCCCGAUGGUAUCGACGUACAGCUGUGCCACGAGGCUCUGCGCCAGAUCUACCUCUCUGGCAUCCACUCCUGGAAGAAAAGAUUCAUUCGCUUCAAGAAUGGGGUAAUGACUGGUGUGUACCCGGGCAGCCCUGGUGGGUUCAUGGUGGUGGUUGUGUCCUACAUGUCCUAUAAUAAAUAUAACGUGCUGGAUCCCUCUCUGGGGUUGAUUGCCAGGCUGGGUCAACACGUACCCAUCAGUCAAUACAUGUGUGAAGACAGCCAGAAGAUAGUUGGAGGGGUUCUGGUGGGCACGGGCCUGUGGGUCACCAUAAUCAUGGUUAUGAGGAAUGUCCUGAAGUGCCUGUUGUCGUGGCACGGCUGGAUGCACGCUCGCCACGGCUCUGUGCCCUUGUCUACGCGUCUGUGGAUGUUAUUAGUGAAGGUGUUCUCCGGCAGGAAGCCAAUGCUCUACAGUUUCCAGAACUCCCUGCCCCGGCUUCCUGUGCCCGGUGUCAAGGACACCUGCAGUCGGUACCUGGAGUCAGUGCGCCCACUGAUGGAGGAUGAGCAGUAUGAACGUAUGGAGGGCUUGGCUAAAGACUUUGAGAAGAACCUGGGACCCCGAUUGCAGUGGUACCUCAAACUCAAGUCCUGGUGGGCCUCCAACUACGUCAGUGACUGGUGGGAGGAGUAUAUUUACCUGAGAGGCCGUGGGCCCAUCAUGGUCAACAGUAACUAUUAUGCCAUGGACUUCCUGUAUGUGUUCCCCACCUCCAUCCAGGCUGCCAGGGCAGGUAACGCCAUCCACGCCACCAUGCUCUACAGGAGGAAGCUGGACCGAGCCCAGAUCAAACCUCUCAUGCUCCUACAAACUAUUCCCAUGUGCUCAGCCCAAUACGAGCUCAUGUUCAACAGCAGUCGUGUCCCAGGUGUAGACACAGACAUCCUUCAGCACAUGAACGACAGCAAACACAUAGCUGUGUACCAUAAGGGCCGUUUCUUCAAGGUGUGGAUGUUUUAUGACGGACGGCUGUUGUUGCCACGGGAGAUAGAGCAGCAGAUGGAAAGGAUCUUGGCCGACACAUCGGAGCCGCUGCCAGGAGAGGAGCAGCUCGCGGCACUGACCGCAGGCGACAGGACCCCAUGGGCCAAGGCUCGUGAAACCUACUUCAGCCGUGGUAAGAACAAGCAAGCUCUGGACGUCAUCGAGAAGGCAGCUUUCUUUGUUACCCUCGACGACACCGAGCAGCGCUAUGAUGAAGCCAACCCGGUCAAGUCUCUGGACAGCUACGCCAAGUCCCUGCUCCACGGAAAGUGCUACGACAGGUGGUUUGAUAAAUCCUUUAACCUGAUCGUUUUCAAGAACGGCACCAUGGGACUGAACGCAGAGCACUCCUGGGCAGAUGCUCCCAUCAUUGGCCAUCUGUGGGAGCAUGUUCUUUCCAUGGACCCUAUGAAGUUGGGAUAUACUGAGGAGGGGCACUGCCACGGAGAGCCCCACCCCAACCUUCCAGGUCCUCUGAGGCUGUCAUGGGACAUCCCUGCUGAGGUAAGGAGGGGG
This is a messenger RNA of Notothenia coriiceps (black rockcod), 1718 nucleotides long. RefSeq names its product carnitine palmitoyltransferase 1Ab (liver) (gene cpt1ab). The transcript is spliced from 14 exons. Gene Ontology annotation, molecular function: carnitine O-palmitoyltransferase activity. The record is from RefSeq and is a predicted model, not a curated record. Gene Ontology annotation, biological process: fatty acid metabolic process; carnitine metabolic process. The annotation marks the transcript as partial. Gene Ontology annotation, cellular component: mitochondrion. Lineage: Eukaryota; Metazoa; Chordata; Actinopteri; Perciformes; Nototheniidae.